Messenger RNA from Manihot esculenta (cassava), 1161 nucleotides. RefSeq lists its product as uncharacterized. Lineage: Eukaryota; Viridiplantae; Streptophyta; Magnoliopsida; Malpighiales; Euphorbiaceae. The record is from RefSeq and is a predicted model, not a curated record. The transcript has a single exon. The coding region runs from base 1 to 1161 and encodes 386 amino acids.
AUGACACCCCCACAGGGAUAUCACAAAGCCCAGCCAGGGGAUUUUUGUUUGCUAAAAAAGUCCUUAUAUGGGCUUAAACAAGCCUCUAGGCAAUGGAACAUUGAAUUCACCAGCUUUCUCAAAAAUUUAGGCUUUGUGCAAUCUCCUCAUGAUCACUGCCUGUUUACACAGCAUACUGGAACUUUAACUGUGAUAUUACUUGUCUAUAUUGAUGAUAUCAUUCUCACUGGAAACUCUAUUGAUGCUAUAACUAAGUGCAAGCUUGCUUUACAUUCGAAGUUUACUGUUAAAGAUUUGGGGCCCAUGAAAUAUUUUUUGGGUCUAGAGAUUGCUAGAUCCAAUCAAGCAACCUUCAUUAGUCAAACUAAAUAUAUUUCAGAUGUACUGAAGGAUGCAGGUAUGUUCAAUUGUAAGCCUGCCUCCUGCCCUUUACCUCAAGGUUUACACUUAUCUCCUGAUACAAGGGAGCCUUUUGAUACACCUGACAUGUAUAGAAGGCUCCUUGGCAGAUUGCUUUACAUUAAUCUCACAAGGCCUGAUAUUUGCUAUGCUGUCCAGCAUUUAAGCCAGUUUAUGAGCAUGCCUCGAAAGCCCCAUUGGGAGGCUGCUUUACAUUUGCUUCGUUAUCUUAAAGGGUCCUUGCAACAAGGCCUUUAUUUUCCUGUAAGUGCUGAUAUGUCACUAAAUGCAUAUUGUGACUCUGAUUGGGCUGCUUGCACCCAUUCCAGAAAGUCACUUUCUGGUUAUUGCAUAUAUUUGGGACCUUGCCUUAUCUCUUGGAAGACUAAGAAACAACCUACUGUUUCUAAAUCCUCAGCUGAGGCUGAGUAUCGUGCCAUGGCUAACACAGUAUGUGAGCUCCUCUGGAUUAGCUACAUUUUGCAGGAUUUGCAGGUUACUGUCCCAUUGCCAAUCCCACUGCACUGUGACAGCAAGGCGGCCAUGCAUAUAGCUGCGAACCCGGUAUUUCACGAACGCACCAAACACAUCGAAAUAGACUGCCACCUCGUCAGAGAUCAGCUUCAGCAGGGAUUCAUACUGCCUCACUAUCUCCCCACUGAAGAACAGUUGGCAUACAUCUUUACAAAAGCCUUGCCAGCAUGUCGUCAUGUUAAUCUCACUCACAAGUUGAACCUUUUGCCUUUACCAGCUUCAACUUGA